AUUCUGCAGCAGCUCCUGUGUUUCUGCAGCAGCUUGUUUCUUGUUGUCUCUAACAUGCAGAAGAGAAGGAAGCCAGAACCGAUCCAACUCAACCCGAUCCCCGAUGGAAACACCAUCAACGGCACCGGAGCCACAGAAACAAAUUUGGAGGCCCUCCAGAAGAAACUAGAAGAGCUUGAGUUGGAUGAGCAGCAGCGAAAACGCCUGGAGGCCUUUCUGACACAGAAGCAGAAGGUGGGAGAGCUGAAGGACGAUGACUUUGAGAAGAUCUGUGAGCUGGGCGCCGGCAACGGAGGAGUCGUCUUCAAGGUCUCCCACCGACCCUCCGGGCUGAUUAUGGCGAGGAAGUUGAUCCACCUGGAGAUCAAACCAGCCAUUCGGAACCAGAUCAUUAGGGAGCUGCAGGUGCUGCAUGAGUGUAAUUCCCCCUACAUUGUGGGCUUCUACGGAGCUUUUUACAGCGACGGAGAAAUCAGCAUCUGCAUGGAGCAUAUGGACGGUGGCUCCCUGGACCAGUCACUGAAGAAGGCAGGCAAGAUCCCAGAGGAGAUCCUUGGCAAAGUCAGCAUCGCUGUCAUUAAAGGGCUCGCCUACCUGAGGGAGAAACACAAGAUCAUGCACAGAGAUGUCAAGCCUUCUAACAUCCUUGUGAAUUCCCGCGGUGAGAUCAAGCUGUGCGAUUUUGGAGUGAGCGGACAGCUCAUAGACUCCAUGGCCAACUCCUUUGUGGGCACACGCUCCUACAUGUCGCCGGAGCGUUUGCAGGGAACCCAUUACUCUGUUCAGUCGGACAUCUGGAGUAUGGGUCUGUCCCUGGUUGAAAUGGCAAUUGGGCGCUUCCCGAUCCCACCGCCUGAUGCUAAGGAACUGGAACAGAUUUUUGGCUACCCAGUAGAAGGGGAGGCAGCCUGCAGCGAGUCCUCCCCAAAGCCACAACCCCCCGGGCGACCAGGCAGCUCAUACGGACCUGACAGACCACCAAUGGCUAUAUUCGAGCUGCUUGAUUACAUAGUCAAUGAGCCUCCACCAAAGCUGCCCGGGAUAUUCGGCUCUGAAUUUCAAGACUUUGUGAACAAAUGUUUGGUUAAGAAUCCUGCAGAGAGAGCAGACCUGAAACAGUUGAUGGUGCAUUCUUUCAUCAAACUGUCUGAAGCAGAGCAGGUCGACUUUGCUGGCUGGUUGUGCAGCACCAUUGGACUCAAUCAGCCUGUGACCCCCACCCACGGUACAGCAAUGUGA
Anoplopoma fimbria (sablefish) is the source of this 1239-nucleotide messenger RNA. It is a transcript of the gene map2k1, whose product is annotated as mitogen-activated protein kinase kinase 1. Gene Ontology annotation, molecular function: protein kinase activity; ATP binding. Gene Ontology annotation, biological process: protein phosphorylation. The transcript has 11 exons. NCBI's taxonomy places the organism in Eukaryota, Metazoa, Chordata, Actinopteri, Perciformes, Anoplopomatidae. Bases 55 to 1239 code for a protein of 394 amino acids. The record is from RefSeq and is a predicted model, not a curated record.